UUUUUUUCUCCCGUAUUUCCAGGUAUCUCAUAUGGAAACUUGCCAUCAUCUGCGGGGAAAUUUGGCUGCUGGGCGUUCCUUGCACAAAUUUCCAGCCAUCCUAAGGAAGAUGUGUUCUUGUUUCACCUGGAUAUAAGGCACCUGUGGCUGAAGGAGACUGAAAGCCAGCACAAGAGAGCCGGAAAUACAUUUGGAGCGGAUCACUUCAUCAACCUUCUGUCCGACAAGCCGGCCCAGCAAAUCAUGAGUGCCACGGGGCUCCAUUCAAUGCUCCUUCUUUUGAUGUUGGCUGGGAUGGUAGUGGAGAUGGAAGCAGCAGAUGAUUUGGAGACCUUCAAAUGGGAGCAUGUCAAUUAUCCAGCUCCAAAGGUCAAAGAUCGUGACUACUGCAACAACCUCAUGAUGGAGAGAGGUUUGGAUAACAAAAGGUGGAAUAUAUUCAUCAACGCCUCAGACGUCCAGCUUUGGAAGUUCUGCAGGGAUAAGGAUGGGAAACCAUCAACAAAGAAGGAGUGGUCUAGCGCUUCUUCAUUUGCACUCACUUUGUGCAAGUUGCGUCGCACAAGUUCUGAGGAAAACACUAAUAACUAUGCCACUUUUCUCUUGCACGAACAUCUUGGUAUUCGGUGCAGAAAAGGGAAGCCCAUUGAUGUGGAUGGAAUUGGUAGACAAGAGUUAAGGUAUUCCUCCCUUAAUUUGGAGGACAUCAAUGCCAAUAUGGGGGAUUUAGAUCUGGAAUUGUCUUUCUUCCCUUAUCCAGAACCAGCUCUCUUGGGGGGAUAAAAUGGCUCCUUGUUCCCAGCAUUCCAACUCAAUCACGUGUUUUCCAGAUAUCUUUUCAUUUCGAGGUCCUCCUCUGUAAUCUCUCCCUCCGUCUUCCUGGAGUUUGGUCUGUCAGCUUUUUGCACAGUCUCUUCACGAAUGGCUUAUCAUUAAUCUCUGCUGGCCUUCCUCGGAGAGCAUUCAUGCAUUUCCUUGCACACACACACACACCUACACACAAGCGCCCCAUCUUCAUACCUUGUCUCAGAACGGUCCUUCGUUGAAAAGGGCUAUAUUAAUAACCUGGUGGCUGUUCCCAUAAAAGCCCAAUAUUGUUUCAGUGAGAUCCAACCUGCGGAAAAUCAGUACUCCACCUGAUCCAGCCUUUUAAACAUCUUAGCUAGGUUGUUGACAAAGUACCAAGUUUUGUGUGAUCUUAUCCUGCAAAGAGGUUUUAUGCUUUUCUGC
This is a messenger RNA of Sphaerodactylus townsendi, 1230 nucleotides long. RefSeq names its product angiogenin-1-like. The coding region runs from base 244 to 783 and encodes 179 amino acids. The transcript is spliced from 2 exons. The record is from RefSeq and is a predicted model, not a curated record. Gene Ontology annotation, molecular function: nucleic acid binding. NCBI's taxonomy places the organism in Eukaryota, Metazoa, Chordata, Lepidosauria, Squamata, Sphaerodactylidae.